Molecule: messenger RNA, 5270 nt
Organism: Poecilia reticulata (guppy)
Lineage: Eukaryota; Metazoa; Chordata; Actinopteri; Cyprinodontiformes; Poeciliidae
Source: RefSeq, a predicted model, not a curated record
GGGAAAACAGGGGAGAAGCUCCCGGUCUUUAAUCGAUAUUUUUUGUAUUCACGUAUUUUAGUUUUAUUCUUUAUGUUAUCGAUUGAGGAGAAAAACGUUUUUGCUGCAUGUAUAGCGUGUUUUAUGCCAUAAAUGUCAUUUUUAUUCCUAUAAAAUAUGCUUGAAUGUCUGAAGUGAUCCUUCACUAGGAGGCCUCUGCGCCUUCGCUCUCAGCUGCUUCGCAGUAGCGGCUGUGUAAAUUGAUACGUAAAUUUAACGCCAGUCGGCUGCUUAAAGGAAAUAACAGAGUAUUUCGAGUUUAUUAUCAUUUAAGUUGUAUUUGAACGGCUUGAGCUAAUUUUACAAUACCUUUACUGAAAAGAACAUCUUUCCCCACCGAUGACGGCGCGAUGCAAACCAAAUUAGUGUUUACAUUUCUCGAUGCAGAGCGUUAACAUUAAGCUUUUAGGGUUAGCUUGGCGGCUAGCAAAGUGUUUCGGGAGCAGAUUCAGUUAAAAUCUUGCUGUUGUCUUUUACACAGGGGCCUGAUUUAUUUGGAUGUAGUGAAGAAUCCCAAUCCCUUGCUUCAAAUCUGAAAUUGCAAUAUGACUUGCGGCUCAUGUCAAAUUAGCUACCUAUAGCAGGCUUCUCUAGGAAGUUCAAGUCCAGUUGGCUCUUUAUCAUCAGAGGACCAUGACUUUGACCCAACUGCAGAAAUGUUAGUUCAUGAAUACGACGACGAGAGAACCCUGGAAGAGGAGGAGUCUUUAGAUGGCGGGAGGAACUUCAGCUCUGAACUUGCAGAUUUAGAAAGGGAAGGGAACAUGCCUUUGGAAGAACUUUUGGCGAUUUAUCGCUAUGAGGCGUCAGCUGGCUCCAGUAUAGACAGUUCCUCUGGGGACCUGACUGAUGAGCUGCCUGACAUGACAUUGGAUAAGGAGGAAAUAGCAAAAGAUCUGUUAUCUGGUGAUUAUGAGGAGGAGACCCAAUCUUCAGCUGAUGAUCUGACCCCAUCAGUUACUUCUCAUGAGACCACAGACUUCUUUCCAAGAACACUUCGAUCCAAUGCCAUCUCUGAUGGGGAUAAAGAAUCAGAGUGUGACGAUCUUGGGCCAAGCCCCGACGACUCUGGAAAAGAAAUCAUGGUGGGGGUUGAGUACCAAGCAGAGGUGCCAUCUGGCCUCUGUCACUACAAAGAUGAGGAGAAAGUGUAUGAAGAUGAUGAUGAGUUACUGUGGAGCCCAGACGUUCUGUCCGAAAACAAGGUUAGGAGUUAUCUCUCUGAAGUGUUGUCAAGGACAACGGAUGAAAGCACAGGAUGCGACAAACCAGGGAUGCAUGUUCGAGAUGACGAGCAGGCUUUGUACGAGCUUGUGAAAUGUAACUACAGCAUCCGUGAAGCACUAGAAAGAUACUGCAACCAUGUGAAAUCCUCUAAAGAAAAAUCUCCUCCAUGGUCGGAGGAAGAAUGCAGGAACUUUGAACAUGCUCUCCAGAUGUACGACAAGAACUUUCACCUUAUUCAGAAACACAAAGUAACAACACGGACAGUAGCAGAAUGCGUAGCGUUUUAUUACAUGUGGAAGAAGUCCGAGCGCUUCGACGUGUUUGUGCAGCAGAAUCGGUUUGGGAAGAAGAAGUACAGCAGCUAUCCUGGUGUAACUGACCUGAUGGACAGGCUGGUGGAUGAAGCGGAGGGCUUGGCGGUGGACAGCUCGUCAUCUGUGUGUUCAGGCGCAGGUGGAGGGGGAAGGAUGGAGGCCACAACAGAGCAGCAGCUCAGUCUGCUCAACUCCAUCACUGCAAGCGAUCUCACAGCUUUAAGCAACACUGUAGCCACAGUAUGCUCCCCUGGAGAGGUGAGUUGCUUAGACUCCUACAGCUUUCCUCCUCUGGAAAGUCUCCACCGUGGAUCCCUGAGCCACGACGAAUCCCUCGGGUUCCCUUCCAACGGCGCCGACCCCGACUGCCUCAACAUGCUCGACGCCGGCUUCUACUCCGACCUGGGCCAGCUCGGAGGAGUGUGCGUCAACAAGGACUGCGAGCGGCCCUCCAAGAGACUCAAGAUGACACUGCCUGACUCGUUUAUCAACGACGUUUCCGUCGCUAACCUCGGUGUGGACUUUGAAGCCCGACGGACAACAACGCACCACCACCGAAUCACCGGCGCCAAAAUGGCCGUGUCCGUCACAGACUUUGGGAGCUUAGCCGGCAGCGGCGAGCCCAACGGGUUUCUGGGAGCGCACGCGCGGCACCACACACAGCAUACUGCAGCACUUCAGUCAGAGUGAUCUUCCUCGUCUUCUUCCUCUGUUCUUCCCUUUUUGAAACCUUUUUUUUUUUUUCUUGCUUGUACAUAAGACUGACCUCACUGGAAAAUCUGAUUUGUUUAAAUUCUAUUAUAUAAAUAUAUACAUAUCUAUAUAUAUGUAUAUGAAUAUACUUUUUGUUUUCAUUUUUUGUGUAAUAUGACAUCAGUGAUGUCUACCAUAUAGAACUAAAAUCUUGAUUUCUCUCAAGAGUUUAUAUAGCCAUUUAUUUUAUUUUCGUUUGCGUUUACGAGAUGUGUAACGUCCGUGUACCGUGGGGCCCAGAAGCUGCAGUAGGAGAGUCGUGAAUCUUCUUCCCUGACAUACAAGCAUCUUCAGCGCUACAGUCUGUUAUCCUGCCAUUCUUUUCAGCUGCCAAAACAGAUUGUUUUCUGCCUCUAGUGUUAGUAGUUGCCUGUCUUUAUUUGAUGUGGUACUUAUAUUUAAUUAUUUUAUUUUUUUUUUUUUAAUUGUGUUUGGUUUACAGGUACUUUUCAGUAAUCAGAAUGGUGCAGAUGGUGUUGUUGACCCCCCACCAACUCCAAAAACUUGAGUGGAAGUAACACUAGCAUGCAGAUUCGCUCAGAGGCCAGGAAGUGUUUUGACUUGCUGCAAAGGUUCUUCAAUUUGAGUUAAUUUAUGGAGAUGCACCAAUCAGAAUCUUUGUUACAAAUUUUUUUUGUAGUACUUUAACCUAUACCUUUUUUUUCUGAAAUUUUGAUUUGUCUUGAAGAGACAAAACUCAUCCCAUCCCAUUCGAUAAAGAAUGUAGAUUAAGUUUUCAAAAAGGCAAAUCUGGCAUGUUCUAUUACUCACAGCACUUAAAGGAAGAAAAAAAAAACAGAGUACUUUAGCUGAGUUAAGUCUUGCUCUUUUGCAGCCUAAUUUAUACAUAGAUUAUAGAAGUUUAAUUUCCAAACACUUUGUUGAUACUAAAAUAAUUAGCUUCCAGUCUUUUUCUCUCAGCUACAGCAUCGAACCCCAAGGAGUGCGACGCACAAAACAUGUCAUGAUUUGAAACCGUAAAGAGGCGCUUUCUUGGUGCAUCUCAUCUUUAAGUUCAGAUUAAUUUAACUUGGCAUGUGCGAACCUUUGCAGCAUCCUAAUUUUUAAUUUAAUUUUUUUCUCUCAUGUCAAACCUACAUUUCUGGCCCUGAUUUAUUGUUUUGUCAUCGUGCUUCUAAACAGCUGGUGAAGAAAACAUUUUACAGCCUCAACGUUAUUGAAGUCGCAUUGUUUUCCUUUUCUCCCAGUUGUGAAAUCUUUGGAGCAAACUGUAACAGCAAUAUAGCAAUGCAAAGAUUGUGGUUGGGUUAAUAGCCAUCUAAACACUGACACAGUCAAGUUCUGUAUUUAUUGAGUAUACUUUGACCUUUGUAAGACUUAAUUUAAUGCGUUUAAGUUUGUUCAUGCUGCUCUUUGGCAGGUUUACCUGUAUAUGACCUUGUUAUUGUUAAAUAUGGUAGAAUUUGUUCCUCAAUCAAGUAGCUCCAUUUUUUUUUUCCAUUACUAGCAAGCUUUGGUAAACCUGCUGGUGGUGUUAUGUUUAUUUAAAGCCUCUGAGUUGCGUACGUAACCUCUGCUUAGCCUGUACUGACGAGAGAUGCCUUUUAAAACCCGAUUGACAAUUUCAUGGGAGCAACGUAGCAGAAAUGGAGCGGUUUUUACUUGACUGAAUUCCAUAAUUGUAAAACAAAAACAAAAAAAAUCCACAAAAAAAAAAAAAUGUUCAGCGGAUCGGCGUCAGUGAAUUGGAUGCAGUAGUAGUGUUUACUUAAUUUAUCUAUGCAUCGUGCUAUGAGUGUUUAGUUUGUUUCAGGGGAACAUCAUGUCUGUCUUGUCCAGUACAUGUUUGCAUUUCUCCCAUAAUGUUUGUGUAAAGAUCAAAUUCACGCCCACUAAUCAUCACUAAGUUUCCAUCAUGUAAAUUCAGUUUGAAAGCCCAGCAUCAGAGAGAGGUUCUUUACAUCUGCAUUUCAUGUAAAUAAUUAGCAAAUAGCCUUUAAAACGCCUAUUAACUGACCUCUUACACUUGUGAGUUUGUGUUGAUACAAAGGUUUCAAAUUUGGUUCUCUGUCGGAAAGGCAAUAAUUUGUAGAUAUGUACAGUCAUGGGUUUUUUUUUUUUUUUUCUGCAUUUAAGCAUUUGACUUGUUCAAAUCUCAUUUCUCUGGAUAGUCACGAUACCCAAAAACUCCUGGCGGCAGCUGAAACCACGCAUGCCAGCUGCGCCUGCCUCUCUAGUGUGCCACAGAAAACGGCUUUACCUGAAGACGUGCUGGUAUUACUCAAUGUUGCGGUUUUUGCAGCCAUGUGUAAAAGACACUCAUCUUUCUUUCCUGAAUCUUUUUACUCGUCGAUAUUUGUCUUGAUGGUUAAGGGAUGGCUGCUGAGUCUAAGUAUGCGAAGAGCUCGUUUCUCUUUUAAUGCAAUGUGCAUAAUGCAGUAGGUCCUCCAAGCUCUUCUAGCUUUAGCAGUGCAGUGAUAUUUAUUCCACCUGUGGUUUGUACAAAGACUAAAAACUGUCAGAAUGUAAAGGCCAUCAAGUAGUUUGAGUAGGUUCUCACCUCCCUGUGAACUCGGAAAAUGUGAUAUUUUAUCGAUCUCUCUGGCUUGAGAUUUGUGUGUGCAGGAAAGCACUAAACAAAUUUAUUUUAUAUUUUGUAUUGUGUUUAGAAGUUUAAAAGUUAAACAGAAUAUAGCAGUCGUGUUUUGAAACGGAAAAUUCACAUCCUUUAAAACCGAAAAACACCUUUGUGAAUAAAAAAAAAACCCCUACAAAACCUAAAAAUGUAUAUCCAGAAAUAUAGACAAUCAAAAACUUCACUAUGAGAAAUGUUCAAGAAGCUAUCUUUAUUGUUUAUAAGAAUUGUACAUAAACAUUGCUGUUUUUUUUUUCUUUUGUUAAACAUUAUUUUGUAUUUUCUGUUGUACUUUAAUACCUUGUGUACAGAUCCAGAAAUAAAGCUCUGGAAAAACUUCA